Carassius auratus (goldfish) is the source of this 980-nucleotide messenger RNA. RefSeq names its product transmembrane protein 263-B-like. The record is from RefSeq and is a predicted model, not a curated record. Bases 172 to 552 code for a protein of 126 amino acids. The transcript has 3 exons. Lineage: Eukaryota; Metazoa; Chordata; Actinopteri; Cypriniformes; Cyprinidae.
UUCCGUAAACAUGCCAACGUCACAUCCGCUUAAAUACGCAUGAAAAAACGCAGCAAACGCUGUAUUUAUUUCGUAUUAAGCGCUAUUUCCAUUCUACGUUUUAGCGCGUCCGUCAGUAUUGAAGUGCAGAGACGCACUUUUUAAAGUACGUCUGUAUUAAUAGCCUCAGUAAUGAAGGGCCCAAGUGCAGAGACUGAGGUGAUCGAGGACGCACCUGUUGACCCUAACAAUGAAGAACUCCCACCUUACCUGCGUGAAGAACCACCUGAGGACUUGGAGAAAGACCACCCUAAGACUGAAGCAGGCGUGGUGUGGAGAGUGACAGGCGGGCUGUUCAACCUCACCAGAGGAGCGGUGGGUGCCACCCUUGGGGGAGUGGCCUGGGUAGGCAGCAAGAGCUUUGAGCUGACCAAGACGGCUGUGACGAGCGUUCCUGCAGCUGGAGUGGGAUUGGUCAAAGGCGGUGUCUCCGUGGUGACGGGAGGUGUCGGGGCAGUGGGGUCUGCAGUGGCUGGUAAAGUUACACCAAAGAAAAAAGACAAGUCGGAUUAGACUCGCUGACUCGCUCCCACCCUUUGUUCGAUUCGGUGUGUCUGUGGUUGUCUGCCUGGAUCAUUCUCACUUUCAAGAGUGUUGGAAAGCAAGGUGGCAGGUUCAUUUAGCCCAUGGGAAAAUUACUGGUUUGGAUUCACCAAAUACAUCCCUACCUAGUUAAGUUAAUGUGAAGAACUGCAACAUGGUAUAUAAAUACACUUCUAGCAACAUUAGAACGCUACUGCAGAGGUACAUGAGAUAAUUGGGAUCUAAUGCCUUUUGUUUGUUUAUGUUUGUCUGUACUUGUGUAUUUUGAGUGUGGACUGAAUCUGUAUUAUUAGUGCGACAAAGACUUACUUUGGGAUAAAGAGGGAUCAAAUGCUGAUAUCAGACAUUCUUCAUUAAAUCGACCACUUCUUACAUAGGAAAUGUUAAAUACUAAUAUA